Molecule: messenger RNA, 1548 nt
Organism: Columba livia (rock pigeon)
Lineage: Eukaryota; Metazoa; Chordata; Aves; Columbiformes; Columbidae
Gene: SYPL2
Product: synaptophysin like 2
Exons: 6
Coding region: 490-1263 (257 amino acids)
Cellular component (GO): synaptic vesicle; synaptic vesicle membrane
Source: RefSeq, a predicted model, not a curated record
GACGGCGGUACCGGGGAGGGGGUGCCAGGGCAGCGGCAUCGGGAUGCUCCAGGGUCUACGUGGUCUUGCCGGUACCCGGUUCCCGGUGCGGUGCCGACAGCGCUCGACGGGGCCGGCAACGGGGCUGGUAACGGGGCUGUCGGCAGCACACCGGGAACCGGGUGCCGGCACGGCCCCGGGGCUCCCCGUCCCGUUCUAGGGCUGAGGAGCACAAGGAGGUUAAUUGGUGGUUGAUGGACGGACAGACGGACACCCCCGAGGGGAGGCUGCCCGUCCUGCUGUGGGCUGGGUCCGCGCUGGGCGGAGGGAGCGGGGGCGGACCGGGGCAGGGGGCUGUCCCGGGGGUGUCCGGGGGCGGACCGGGGGGCCAAUGCCGGGGGCGGGGCGGUGCUGCCCUCCCCGGGGGCUGUGGGGAUCCCGGUGGCGGCUCUGACAGCGAAGCCGUCCCAGCGGGCGGCGGAGGCAGCACCGACCGCCCCCGGCCCGGCCAUGUCGGAGUCCGGCGCCCCCGCGGCCGGCGACAAACCGUCCCGGCUCCAGGACCGUGUCCUGGGCGGGGUGCGCUGGGGCCGCCUCCUGGAGCCCCUGGGCUUCAUCAAGGUGCUGGAAUGGCUCUUCGCCAUCUUCGCCUUCGGGGCCUGCGGCUCCUUCAGCGGCGAGACCGGAGCGACGGUGAAAUGCGGCGGCGAAAGCGUAGAGAUGAGCGCCAUUUCUGUCCAGUUCGGGUACCCCUUCAGGUUAUACCAGGUCCCCUUCGAGGUGCCGGACUGUGAGGGCCAGUCGGAAACCCGCACCCUGCACCUCAUCGGUGAUUUCUCCGCUCCUGCCGAGUUCUUCGUGACCCUGGGGGUCUUCUCCUUCCUCUACACCAUGGCAGCUCUGGUGCUUUACCUGCGCUUUCAUUCCCUCUACGGCGAGAAUAAGAAGCUCCCCAUUGCGGAUUUCUGCGUCACCGUCUGCUUCACCUUCUUCUGGCUGGUGGCGGCGGCGGCGUGGGGCAAGGGGCUGUCGGACGUGAAGGCGGCCACGCGGCCCGCCAGCCUGAUCGCCGCCAUGGCGGUGUGCCAGGGCGAGAACGUGGUCUGCAACGCCGGCACCACGCCGGCCAUGGGGCUGGCCAACAUCUCCGUGCUCUUUGGCUUCCUCAACUUCCUGCUGUGGGCCGGGAACUGCUGGUUCGUGCUGAAGGAGACGCCGUGGCAGGCGCCGGCUGCGCCCCGCGACCCCGCGGCUGCCGAGCAGGGCGCCAUCGACAAGCAGUAGCCACUCGGGGGGGUCCCACCACCCGGGGGGUCCCACCCGUCCCCCGGGACCUCGCGCCGGCCGCCAGCCCGGGGACGGGGUGUCGCUGGCCCCGGGGCUGGAGCCGCGGGGGGUAUGGAUGCUAUAGGGGGGUGCGUAACGCUGGGUAGGGGUGCUGCUGCCUGGCUGUAUAUAGGGGUCUGCAUCACCCUUGGUGUCCCCGUGCUGUAUAGGGGGGCUGUAUGUGGAACCCGGGGUGUCCAUGGCUGUAUGGGAGGCAUAUAAAAGUCCUGGGUACCAGCUCUA